GUGGGGUGACUUCUGUCCUCUCUAGCAUGGAGAUAAAAACAGAAUAAGGCCUACUGGGUCAGAGAAAUCAGUCCUGACAAUGCUUCAACCUCUCCUCUCUUUUCUAACUACUUCAUUCUUCCUUCCGUCCCCAUCAACUCACUCUGUUCUGCACUGUGCUUCACACUCAAACUAGAACACCACAGUUCAGCUUCCUCUUCCGUCCGUUAAGAAAGUACCUCUCUACCUUUACUUCAACAAGGUCAGUCUCACUGAAACUUAAAAUCUGUUCUACAAAAAAAACCUGGUUAAAAUAGCAGCACACACAGUUGGCCUCCUGCCCAUGACCAAGAGACCAUGACCAAGCAUAACCAUCUCCAUCAGUGAUGCGUGUGUCAGCACGGAGGGUGUUAACAGGGCUCCUGAUCCUGGGUGGAAUCUCCACCCUGACCCAGUUCCUGCGUUUCUGUCUACCCUGCCGGCAGCCAUCCCAGGGUGCGGGCGAACCUGUGACCGUGCUGGUCCGGGACGGGUGGAGGGUCAGUUCUGACAUUCCCCUGGUGUUUGUGGGAGGGGUGCCUCGCUCCGGGACCACCCUGAUGAGGGCCAUGCUGGACGCCCACCCUGCGGUGCGGUGUGGGGAGGAGACGAGGGUCGUGCCCAGGAUACUGGGCCUUAAGCUGGGCUGGGCUGCUGAGAAGGAGGGGGUCAGCACCAAGGUCCUGGACCGAGCGGUCACUGCCUUCCUCCUUCAAAUCAUAGCAGGACAUGGGGAGCCAGCACCUCUACUCUGCAAUAAAGACCCCUUUACAUUGAAGAGUGCUAAGUACCUCGCUCACCUUUUUCCCAACUCUAAGUUCCUGCUGAUGCUGAGAGAUGGCCGAGCGGCGGUGUACUCUAUGAUUUCGCGUCGCGUGACGAUCGGUGGCUUUGACCUCUCCAGCUAUAGGGACUGCUUGGCCAAGUGGAGCCGAGCUACACAGACCAUGCUGACACAGUGCACUCAGGUGGGCAGUAAGAGGUGCCUGGCUGUGAGGUAUGAGAGGCUGGUCCUCCACCCUCGCUCCACCCUGCAGACAGUGCUAAAGUUCCUGGGUCUGCCGUGGCACGAGGGGGUUCUGCACCAUGAAGAGGCUAUAGGAAAACCUGGAGGAGUCUCACUGUCAAAAACGGAACGGUCCACAGACCAGGUGAUGAGGCCAGUGAACUUAGACGCUCUGACUCGGUGGGUAGGUCACAUGCCCCCAGACGUAAUGGCAGACAUGGACGCUAUCGCCCCCAUGCUGGGGAGACUAGGCUACGACCCCAGAGCCAACCCACCUAACUACGGACAGUCUGACCCACAGUUCCUCAACAACACACAAAGGAUGUCCAUGAAAGGUUCACAGACAGAGAGGUGACAAGGUCAGCGCCUGGAACAACGGUCACCGCUGACCUAUGACCCCUGAUUAUCCUCUCAGAGAAGACAACAGCAUCAACCAAAAGGCUGGUGGCUAAGCACCAAGCACAGUCAGAGGGCAUAACCAUGCAUGUGCUCUAGACCUCAUUGAUAGGAAGAAGUGAUGUACAAUGGAGAAAAGUAUAUUAUAUUGUUUUUUUUACAUUUCAAAAAUGUGUUUACUUACCUGAAUAGGUUUUCCCACUGCCUCCAUUUUUUUGGGGUCCUUACAAAAACAAAAUAAUGGCCAAUCUUCACUAUAUUUUUGGUGAUAUCAAAGUGCUGCCAGCAGCCAUGUGGAUGAAUGGAUGAAUGGAGACAAGGGAAAAAAUAGGCUCUUUGAGAAUCCAAGAAUGAAUUACUUACACAAUCGUCUCUAACAUGUAGGCUCAGCAUUCCUGAACAAUCCAAUUACAAGUCAGAAUGUUGAAUAAACUUAUUUUUAACUUA
Oncorhynchus masou masou (cherry salmon) is the source of this 1867-nucleotide messenger RNA. It is a transcript of the gene tpst2, whose product is annotated as tyrosylprotein sulfotransferase 2. Lineage: Eukaryota; Metazoa; Chordata; Actinopteri; Salmoniformes; Salmonidae. The coding region runs from base 366 to 1379 and encodes 337 amino acids. The record is from RefSeq and is a predicted model, not a curated record. Gene Ontology annotation, cellular component: Golgi apparatus. Gene Ontology annotation, biological process: peptidyl-tyrosine sulfation. The transcript is spliced from 7 exons. Gene Ontology annotation, molecular function: protein-tyrosine sulfotransferase activity.